CGCGCCCACUCUCAGGCCAGGUUGCAGCCGCACUAGGGAGUCGGCACCAUGUCGAACCAGUCCACUAUGGUCUUGGGUUACUGGGAUAUUCGCGGGCUGGCACAAGCCAUCCGCCUGCUCCUGGAGUUCACGGGUACCUGCUACGAGGAGAAACAGUACACCUGCGGGGAAGCUCCUGACUAUGAUAAAAGCCAGUGGCUGGACGUGAAAUUCAAACUAGACCUGGACUUCCCUAACCUGCCCUAUCUCAUGGAUGGGAACAACAAACUGACCCAGAGCAAUGCCAUCAUGCGCUACAUUGCUCGCAAAAAUAACAUGUGUGGCGACACAGAAGAACAAAGGAUCCGAAUAGACAUUAUAGAGAACCAAAUAAUGGAUUUCCGUAUGCAGCUCAUAAAGCUUUGCUACAGCCCAGACCAUGAAAAACUGAAGCCUCAGUACUUGGAGCAGCUACCUGAACAACUGAAGCUGUUCUCCUUGUUCCUGGGGAAGUUUUCAUGGUUUGCUGGGGAUAAGCUCACCUUUGUGGAUUUUCUCACCUAUGAUGUCUUUGACCAAAACCGUGCCUUUGAGCCGAGGUGCCUGGAUGAAUUUCCAAACCUGAAGAAUUUCAUGUGCCGUUUUGAGGCCCUGGAGAAAAUAGCAGAAUUCGUGCAGUCUGACCGCUGUUGCAAGAUGCCCAUCAACAACAAGAUGGCCCAGUGGGGCAACAAGAGUAUCUGUUGA
Molecule: messenger RNA, 726 nt
Organism: Sorex araneus (European shrew)
Lineage: Eukaryota; Metazoa; Chordata; Mammalia; Eulipotyphla; Soricidae
Gene: GSTM3
Product: glutathione S-transferase mu 3
Exons: 8
Coding region: 49-726 (225 amino acids)
Biological process (GO): glutathione metabolic process
Molecular function (GO): glutathione transferase activity
Source: RefSeq, a predicted model, not a curated record